Kwoniella shivajii is the source of this 969-nucleotide messenger RNA. RefSeq lists its product as uncharacterized. Gene Ontology annotation, biological process: mitochondrial phosphate ion transmembrane transport. The record is from RefSeq and is a predicted model, not a curated record. The transcript is spliced from 9 exons. Gene Ontology annotation, molecular function: phosphate transmembrane transporter activity. Lineage: Eukaryota; Fungi; Basidiomycota; Tremellomycetes; Tremellales; Cryptococcaceae. Gene Ontology annotation, cellular component: mitochondrial inner membrane. The coding region runs from base 1 to 969 and encodes 322 amino acids.
AUGUCAGCUCAAAAAGUGAAGAACGUCGCGAAGGAUGCCGUGAAUGAACCUCUUACACCCAACUUUUCACCAAAAGAUUACAGUACUUUCUUCCUUGCGGGAGCACUAUGUUGUACUUUAUCUCAUGGAGCCAUGACUCCUAUUGACGUGGUCAAAACUCGAAUUCAGAUUGAUCCAGCAUUAAAAGGCUUCAACCUCCUCUCAGGUGGAAGGAGUAUAGUCGCUGCUGAAGGAACUAAAGGUCUCUUGACUGGAUUCGGUCCUACAGCAGUAGGAUAUUUAUUCCAAGGUGGUGCUAAGUUUGCUGGAUAUGAAGCUGCUAAAAAAUACUUGGUGGAACUAUCAGGUAGUAGAGAAAGUGCUAUCAAGAAUAGAACAGCUAUCUACCUGGGAGGAGCAGCGAUUGCAGAGUUCUUCGCCGAUAUCCUCUUGACGCCUUUGGAAGCUACCCGAAUUCGAUUAGUUUCAAACCCCAAGUAUGCAGACGGUCUCGUAUCAGGAUUAACAAAGAUUGCUACCACCGAAGGUGUCGGAAGUCUGUAUGCUGGAUUUAUUCCAAUCUUGUGUAAACAGGUACCAUAUGCUAUUGGUCAAUUCACCGUCAACGAGCGAUGUACCGAAUUUAUCUAUAAUCGGAUGACACCUGAAGCUAAAGCCAAUCUAUCGUCAACCAAACAAUUCGGUAUAACUCUUGGUUCAGGUAUUGUAGCAGGUUUCGCAGCUGCUAUUCUAAGUCAUCCCGCCGACACUUUGUUGUCGCAAAUCAAUAAAGGUCAUGGACCAAAAGGUCCUAUGGUAAGUAGAUUAGUAGCAUUAGGCAAAGAAGCUGGAUUUAGAGGAUUAUUCGCUGGUCUCGGUCCGAGGAUGAUCAUGACCGCCGGUCUUGUCAGUUCACAAUUCCUCAUGUAUGGAUGGAUCAAGACAGCCAUGGGAGCCAGACCAGGUAUCGAAAUACACAAAGAAGAGUAA